AUGUCACAACUUAUUAGAGAACAUUUGCAAUUACACUGGACAGGUCAACAGAGCUAUCAGGUCAAAGACGGAGUGGAGCUUUACACUUUCGAGUCCGAUAGGGUUCGGAAAAUGAUCAAAAAGAGUUCAUGCGGACUUACCUUUAGCUAUGACGAUGAAGAGUGUCACGAGUAUACCUCAGAAGGUCCUUGCUGUUCUCGAUAUAGUUACAGGAACAAGAAGCCGUGGUUUGAUGAUGAAGUUUAUUUUCAUGAGUAUCGAGAAGAGCCUUUGUUUUGGGCUGAACAAUACGAGGGAAGAAUCAAUGGACAGGAUUGUAGAUUUUCCCAGUUUGGAACUGACGACCAUUAUACUUAUGCUUACUACUGGGACGACUGUUUGGAAGAGUACACUAGCUAUGAGCUGGAGGGAAUUGUAACCUAUGAGUUUGUAUACAAAGAUAUAUUUGAACUGGGAAUCAUCACAGGGGAAGAAUCACCUGAAGGACACCAAUAUUAUCACGAGUUUCAUAACCUACAAGGCUCAGGAGUUGAAGGAACCGUAGAGGAGGAAACACAAAGAAUUCUUCCAUCCCCUGAGAGAAAAAUAAAACUCAAAAACAUCUGCAUACUAAUCGUCGCCACACUAAUCUUGACCACAAUAAUGGUUGUUCAUAAAGUACUUUUAUUAUAA
Yamadazyma jaroonii is the source of this 672-nucleotide messenger RNA. NCBI's taxonomy places the organism in Eukaryota, Fungi, Ascomycota, Pichiomycetes, Serinales, Debaryomycetaceae. The record is from the annotation of a GenBank genome assembly.